Messenger RNA from Mus musculus (house mouse), 7676 nucleotides. It is a transcript of the gene Myo9b, whose product is annotated as myosin IXb. Gene Ontology annotation, molecular function: microfilament motor activity; ATP binding; cytoskeletal motor activity. Bases 2851 to 6936 code for a protein of 1361 amino acids. The record is from RefSeq and is a predicted model, not a curated record. Lineage: Eukaryota; Metazoa; Chordata; Mammalia; Rodentia; Muridae. Gene Ontology annotation, cellular component: cell cortex; myosin complex; perinuclear region of cytoplasm. The transcript has 26 exons. Gene Ontology annotation, biological process: Rho protein signal transduction; actin filament-based movement; intracellular signal transduction.
GUUUGUUCCACCCCCAACCCUGUGAGGUGUCAUUGUUUAUACUGUUGUGGAGUCUUAUACUGUCAACCAGGGUCCUUAUGGCCAAGUAAGCCCUCAAGUGGCUGAAUGGACUCAAAAGACCCAGAACAGAAAAGCCCUUGCUUGGGCCUUUCUGUACCCCAAAAGGCGGGUCCCGGGAUGGCAUCUGCACUGGGGAGGAAUAGUGAGCACAGAGGAUGCCGGGGGUUUAGCCUUGACAGGAGUUGGGGGUUGUUAAGAAUUAGGGAUACCAGCUGGGCAUGGUGGCGCACGCCUUUAAUCCCUUAGCAGGCGGAUUUCUGAGUUCAAGGCCAGCAGGGCGCACCCCUUUAAUCCCUGAGGCAGGAGGCUGCUUGCCAUACAAAGGCCAAGAAGUAGAGAGGCGCUAGGCAGUGGUGGCGCACGCCUUUAAUCCCAGCACUUUGGAGGCAAAGGCAGGUGGAUUUCUGAGUUUAAGGCCAGCCUGGUCUACAGAGUGAGUUCCAGGACAGCAGGGCUACAGAGAAACCCUGUCUCGAAAAACCAAAAAAAAAAAAAGAAUUAGGGAUACCUGGUAGGCAAAUAAGAACACAAUUGAGAUAUAAUGCUGCUGACAAGCUGGUGAAUUGACUUAUUGACAUGUGAGCUUUUGUAAUUUGGGAGUUAAGGUGCUUAUAUAGAUUUGAUUUAGCCCUACUUUUAUAUGAAAUUAUAUAAGAAAAUUGGGUUAUAAAAUUUAUAGGGGGGGUGGGUAAACACUUUUUUUGUGUGUGCUAACAUCUUUUGUGAUAUAGAGUAAAAUAGAUUUAGAACAGAAAAAAGAAAUUACAUAAUUUUCUAUAUAAAAAUUUUAUAGCAAGCAUUAUUUUUUGAUUAUUAGUUUUUAGUGAGGUUGGGGCAGCAAUAUUGUGGUUAUAAAGUUAGUAUUUAUGGUUAUAUAAAAGGGCAAACAUAAGGUUACAUUGCUGACCCUGCAGUUUUUAUAAUUUUUGGGCCCUACUUGCUUGUUUAUAAAAAUAGUUUUAUUUAAUUUAUAUAGAGAAUUUUUAGGGGGCUGCUACCAUUGUUUUUAAAUUUAAGGAACCCAUUGCUAAUUUUUUGGGAAAUAUUUAUAUAUUAUUUUAUUUUUAAUUAAUUAUUUUAUUUUUAAUUUUUAAUUUUAUAAUAAAAAUACUUAAUUAUAUAGAAUUGAGAUUAAGACUGGGGGAACAGCUGCAGAAUUAUUUAUUUUUGCUUCUAGCUUUAGGUUAUUUUUAUUUUUAUUCAGAGCGAGUGAUUGUAAUAUUUUUUUGAAUUUAUGAAUGGCCUCUUUAAUAUUAGCAACAUAUAAUUUUUAGAUAUUAAGCAGGCUUCUCUUAGAUUUUUUCAGGUCACUAAAUACUGGUUUAAUUAAGGAAGGAAGGAAAGGAAUAGCAAAUAGAUAAAGGAAAUAUUAAGUAUUAAGAAUAAUUGCAGAAAUGACAUCACGAGUUGCUUGCGCCAAAGAAACAGGUCUUGUGACCUCUCAGUACUCACUCAUACUGGGGCUCACAAGAGGCCAUCACCUCGCAUUUUGAAACAUGGUACCCCUGGCAGGCUUUUCUUUUUUGUCAUCAGGAGUCCCAGGCAUUUUGAGCUUAAUGUGGAGAUGUCUCCAACAAGAGGAUGUUUUCAGUCCCCUGGCUUGAGGAGGGUAAGGGACCUUUGAGGCUGCAGAGUAACACACCGAGGAAAAGAGGGAGGCGUCACUAUGAGCCUACUGGACUCUGCCUCCAGGCCUGAGAAGAGCAGGGAUCCUUCUUCUCUUGUCAUUCUCUUGACAGCUGAGUAGCUUCUGCUAAGUUUUUCCAUCACAGUCAUUGAAGAGGCACUUAGUGAGCCUAGGCAGUGACCUAGGCCCUCCUCUUGGUACCAGGAGGGUAUAAAAGUGUUUAUGAGCUGAGCCAGGAGUGCCAGCCUAUGAUUGUAGCUGAUUGUGGGACUGAGACAGAAGAUUUGAAAGACCAAGGCUGACCUGGGCUGCAGAGGGAGACCCUGCAGACAGUAAAAAGUUGGGAGUGUGCAUCUGUGUUGUGGCGCUUGCCUCAAACAAAUGAGCCUCUGGGUUCACUUUCCUGAAUAUCACUUGGCAUGUGGCAGAUCAGCCAUGCUCGACAGUUGCCAGAGAGGAAGUUCCAAGUCAGGAAAGCCAUGUCCCAGCAGCCUUGGAGCAAGGCAGGUCCCUUGGAUAUGGAAACUGUCAAGGCAGGCCUGGUUGUACACAUCUGUCUCCUAGCUAUGCAAUAAUAGCCUAAAGCAGAAGGGUUGUGACUGAGUCCAUCUGGGCUGCUGAGCAGGGUCCUAAACCAAAUCAGGAGUUAGGAGCCUGGAGGACCCAUGUAAAGGAGAGGCCUCAAACCACACAGUGUCUCUCCAUGUGAGUGGCCCAUACCUGGCCAAGCUGUGUCAGUGCUGUGUGUCUGCUGGCUUCACUGAGCUUCUCCCUUGCAGCUGCACAGGGCUAGACUUCUCCUUUGAGCGCUCUGAGGAGCUGGAUGUUAACGCUUUUGAGGACAUCAUGGCUUUCUAUGAGAGCAGGAAGUAAGUAGCAGCCUUCGCACCAAGACCAGGGAGGCACAGGCCAGGGCCACCAUCUGGGAGCUCAGAGCAGCAUCCUUCCUGGGGACACACUGCCACAUUUGGCCAUGUCAGGGCAUAUGUGGGGCUGGUAGGAGCCCCUGCUCUGAGCUUUCUAGACAGGAAGGCUGUGCAGCAAGUAAAGGGACCCAUUAACCCAGUGUCACCCAUGUCGUUUUUUGCUCUUGUGCCUCCCUGGAGGGCGAGGGGACAGAGCGAUUUGCAUAACCAAAUCAUCAAGAGCCUCAAAGGACUGCCAUGGCAGGGCGAGGACCCGAGGAGGCUUCUCCAGUCCCUCAGUCUGUUCCAGAAGCCCCGCACCUCCUUCCUAACCUGCUGGACUCGAAGUCCCUGAGGCUCAUCAUCAGCAUGACACUGCAUGACCGAACUACCAAGUCACUGCUGCACCUGCACAAAAAGAAGAAGCCACCUAGCAUCAGUGCACAGUUCCAGACAUCUCUUAACAAGCUGUUGGAGGCACUGGGCAAGGCCGAGCCCUUCUUCAUCCGCUGCAUCCGCUCCAAUGCCGAGAAGAAGGAACUUUGCUUUGAUGAUGAACUGGUGCUGCAGCAACUGCGCUACACAGGCAUGCUAGAGACUGUGCGCAUCCGACGCUCUGGCUACAGCGCCAAGUACACCUUCCAGGACUUCACGGAGCAGUUCCAGGUGUUGCUGCCCAAGGAUGUCCAGCCCUGUAGGGAGGCCAUUGCUGCCCUGCUGGAGAAGCUGCAGGUGGACAGGCAGAACUACCAGAUUGGAAAGACGAAGGUCUUCCUGAAGGAGACAGAGCGUCAGACCCUGCAGGAGAAGCUGCAUGGUGAGGUCCUGCGUAGAAUCCUGCAGCUGCAGAGUUGGUUCCGUAUGGUGCUGGAACGCAAGCACUUUGUACAGAUGAAGCAUGCUGCCUUGACCAUCCAGGCCUGCUGGCGGUCUUACCGUGUGCGCCGUGCACUGGAAAGGACGCAGGCAGCUGUGUACCUGCAGGCUGCCUGGAGGGGCUACCUGCAGAGACAGGCCUACCACCACCAGAGGCAUAGCAUCAUCCGCCUGCAGAGCCUCUGCCGUGGCCACCUGCAGCGCAGGAGCUUCAGCCAGAUGGUGUCAGAGAAGCAGAAGGCAGAGCAAGCCAGGGAGGCAGCAGGAGGAAAGCUGUCAGAGGGUGAGCCUGGCCCCGUGGCCGCUGGGGAGCAGCUAUCUGAGCACCCUGUGGAAGACCCUGAGAGCCUGGGUGUGGAGGCUGAAACCUGGAUGAACAAGUCCCCAGACGGCAUGUCACCUAAGAAGGAGACACCCAGCCCAGAGAUGGAGACCGCAGCCCAAAAGACAGUGCCAGCUGAAAGUCAUGAGAAAGUCUCCAGUAGCCGAGAGAAGCGAGAGUCACGGCGGCAACGAGGGUUGGAGCAUGUUGAACGACAGAAUAAACACAUCCAAUCCUGCAGGGAGGAGAGCAGCACCCACCGAGAACCUUCCAGAAGGGCAAGCCUGGAAAUAGGGGAAAGCUUCCCUGAGGGCACAAAGGGACCCAGAGAAGAUGGACUUGAGGCAUGGACUGAGACCACAGCCCCCUCUAGUUCAAAGCAGGCACAGGUUGUGGGAGACCCACCUGGGAGUCCCAGUCCCGUGCAGAGGCCCACCACCCUGGCCCUAGACAGUAGGGUUAGCCCAAUGCUCCCCAGCAGCUCCCUGGAGGUUAGCCCAGUGCUCCCCAGCAGCUCCCUGGAAUCCCCCAAAGAUAAGGACAAGGAUGAGAGCAGCACCAAGGCUCAGGACAAGCCCGAGAGUCCCAGUGGCUCCACCCAGAUCCAACGAUACCAACACCCAGACACAGAGCGGCUGGCCACUGCUGUAGAGAUAUGGCGAGGCAAGAAGCUUGCCAGUGCCGUGCUGAGCCAAUCCCUGGACCUGAGUGAGAAGCACCGGGCUACAGGGGCAGCCCUGACUCCCACAGAGGAGAGGCGCAUCUCUUUCUCCACCAGUGACGUCUCCAAGCUGUCCCCAGUCAAGGUACAGACUUCAGCUGAAAUCGAUGGGGACUUUAGCAGCAAGAAGCCAUCCAUCCAUAAGAAGAAGUCAGGAGAUCCAUCCGCUGGUCCUGAUGCAGGCCUGUCUCCAGGCUCCCAGGGUGACUCUAAAUCUGCAUUUAAGCGGCUCUUCCUGCACAAAGCCAAGGAUAAGAAGCCCAGCCUGGAGGGUGUAGAGGAGACAGAGAGCAAUGGAGGGCAGGCUGCACAGGAGACCCCGGCCAGGAAGACUCUAGACGUACCUUCUAGCCAGCAGCACCGCCAUACCACAGGUGAGAAGCCCCUAAAAGGGAAGAAGAACCGAAAUCGCAAAGUUGGCCAGAUCACAGUGUCCGAGAAGUGGCGAGAGUCAGUGUUCCGUAAGAUCACUAAUGCCAAUGAGCUCAAGUUUCUGGACGAGUUCCUGCUCAACAAGGUGAAUGACCUUCGCUCACAGAAGACACCCAUCGAAAGCUUGUUCAUUGAGGCCACUGAGCGCUUCAGGAGCAACAUCAAGACCAUGUAUUCGGUGCCUAAUGGGAAGAUCCAUGUAGGCUACAAGGACCUGAUGGAGAACUACCAGAUCGUUGUCAGUAACCUGGCUGCCGAGCGUGGGGAGAAGGACACCAAUCUGGUCCUCAAUGUCUUCCAGUCACUGCUGGAUGAGUUCACCCGCAGCUACAACAAGACUGACUUUGAGCGGGCCAAGCAGAGCAAAGCCCAGAAGAAGAAGCGGAAGCAGGAGCGUGCUGUCCAGGAACACAAUGGACAUGUGUUUGCCAGCUACCAGGUGAACAUUCCACAGUCAUGUGAGCAGUGUCUGUCCUACAUCUGGCUCAUGGACAAGGCUCUACUGUGCAGUGUGUGCAAGAUGACCUGCCACAAGAAAUGCGUGCACAAGAUUCAGAGCUAUUGCUCCUACACUGGAAGGAGGAAGAGUGAGCUGGGUGCCGAACCAGGCCACUUCGGUGUGUGUGUAGACAGCCUGACCAGUGACAAGGCCUCCGUGCCCAUUGUGCUGGAGAAGCUUCUGGAACACGUAGAGAUGCAUGGCCUGUACACUGAGGGCCUUUACCGCAAGUCAGGAGCUGCCAACCGGACACGGGAAUUACGCCAGGCACUGCAGACAGACCCUGCUGCAGUUAAGCUGGAAGACUUCCCUAUCCACGCUAUCACCGGGGUCCUGAAGCAAUGGCUUCGUGAGCUGCCUGAGCCACUCAUGACUUUUGCCCAGUAUGGAGAUUUCCUCAGGGCUGUUGAGCUUCCAGAGAAGCAGGAGCAGCUGUCUGCCAUCUAUGCAGUCCUGGACCACCUGCCAGAAGCCAACCACACCUCCCUGGAGCGACUCAUCUUCCACCUUGUCAAAGUGGCCCUGCUUGAAGAUGUGAACCGCAUGUCUCCGGGAGCUCUAGCUAUCAUCUUUGCACCCUGCCUGCUUCGCUGCCCUGACAACUCCGACCCCCUGACCAGCAUGAAGGAUGUACUGAAGAUCACCACGUGUGUGGAGAUGCUCAUCAAAGAACAGAUGAGGAAGUACAAGAUGAAGAUGGAGGAAAUCAACCACCUGGAGGCUGCUGAGAGCAUUGCAUUCCGCAGGCUCUCCCUGUUGAGGCAGAAUGCUCCGUGGCCUCUCAAACUGGGGUUUUCAUCACCCUAUGAGGGGGUCCGGAUCAAAAGCCCCAGGACCCCAGUGGUCCAAGACCUGGAGCUGGGGGCUCUCCCCGAGGAGGCUGCAGGUGGCGACGAGGACCGAGAAAAGGAGAUUCUCAUGGAGAGGAUCCAGUCCAUCAAGGAAGAGAAGGAGGACAUCACAUAUCGACUGCCGGAGCUGGACCCACGGGGUUCUGAUGAGGAGAACCUUGACUCAGAGACAUCGGCCAGCACUGAGAGCCUGCUGGAGGAGAGGGGCGUGCGGGGGGCCGUGGAAGGGCCCCCCGCACCUGCUCUCCCCUGCCCCAUUUCGCCCACCCUGAGUCCCCUCCCCGAGGCCGCCGCCCCUCCACGAGGAAGGCCGACAUCCUUCGUCACGGUCAGAGUGAAGACACCUCGGAGGACCCCCAUCAUGCCCAUGGCCAAUAUCAAGCUCCCUCCGGGCCUGCCCUUGCACCUGACAAGCUGGGCACCUGCUCUCCAGGAGGCUGUUGUUCCAGUGAAGCGCCGAGAGCCACCUGCCCGCAGACAGGACCAGGUACAUUCCGUAUACAUCGCCCCUGGGGCUGACCUGCCAUCACAGAGUACACUGAUAGCCCUGGACCAUGAUACCAUACUUCCUGGGACCAAGCGCAGGUAUUCGGACCCCCCUACCUACUGCCUGCCCCCCAGCUCCGGCCAGGCCAAUGGCUGAGGACCAUGACUGGCAGUCUGCAUCUCCUAACAUCCCCGAACUGGCAUCCCAGCUGUGGAGCUGGCCUUCACUUUCUGAGAAGGAUCUAGAAUGAAAAGCUCCCAAAGGGAUGCAGUGGCCAGCUCUGUGUGUUGUGGAGACUGGGAGCUGCUGGCCAGGAGCCAUCAGAGCCCCAACCUGCACAGCAGUGGCUCCUUUGUCCUUUCAGUAACUGUUUCUCUUUUUGUGGUUUACAUAACUUUUAAGUUCAUAACAGCCUUAAUGGAGGACCAAACUUUUGUAUUUGUAUGUCUGAACUUUUAUAUUAACUCUGCACCCUUGUAACCUGGACAUGGGCAGGGCAAGCCUGCAAAGUGGACAUGUGGGCUACAGAUGACUGCUGCACUCACUGCAUAGUGGUAGAGAGUGAACUCACAGGACGUCUGUCCAUCUUGAAUGCCUCCCAGCAGUAGUCAUCUGCCCAGAGAACCUUCCAGAGAUUGCUGGAGCUUUCCACAGCUGAAGGCAGGACAGGAGUGGGAAGUCCCUGAGUGCCAGGGAAGCCUGAAUGUAGCUUACAGCUCUGCCCACUGUGCCUGUGAAAUGCACGGAGCCAGGGACUUGGAACCUUUAGGAACAAUCAGUGCAUCCGGUGACAGCCUGGGUUCUUUAGAGGCUGGCUCUCUUCUCAGGCUCUACCCAGUCCUGGAGACAAGGAAGCCCCACAGGAGGUGUGAAAUAAAAGUACUUGAGAAGGGUUA